AUGUGCUUCGACCCGAUAGAGGUUGUUGUUUUGUUCGCUUUGGACUCGAUGAGGUACGGAGAGCCCGGUCCAGAUCCAACGAACGGGCGCAGGAAGUGGCAUAAAAUGGAUGGGGACUACAACAAGGAGAAGGAUUAUCCACCGCUGGGCUCGCACAACGCCAGAGAGUACGACGAGCAGUACGGCCGCUGGUGGUUUCAGAAGAAGGAGGACUGGCGUCCCAAGCUCUACACCACCAUCGGCAGCCACGCGCGUAGCCCCAAGCUGAAGCGAACCAUCCUCAGGAAGUGCUACAACACACCCAACUUUCGGGCUUUGAAGAGGGACGUCUAUCGCAAGCGGUGGCCCAAGACUCGGGGGCUCAACUUCCAGUUCUUCGCGGAGUUCUGUCAGAAGGACUUCAACAAGCGAACACUGCUCGAGACGGCCCACACCCUGCCCUUGUUUGGCGCCGGCUGCAAAUUCUGGCGGGCCCCAGAUGUACAACACCCGGACACCAAGGGGCAGUACUUCGUGGCGGAGUCUGUGGACUAUCGGUUGAGACCCAUCCGAGGUGACAUCCGCGGCACUCAGUACGUGUUCGGUCGGCCAGUUCGAGGCGGCAUUGCGCCCAUUGCAAAGUCGCUCGGGUCUUGGCGCUACGAGUUCCCCGAGAACGCGCACCCUGCCGUGUACCGACCGGCCUUCCCCGCGAUGAAGAGCCAAGAGGAGUCUGAGACGACUGAGAGCACCUAUCGAUAUCUGGACAAAUUCGGAGAAAGGACUGCCGAGUUCCCGGUGGAUGCCAGCGAGGACGUGGCAGGUGCCGUCUCUUCUGCUUCGUCAGGGCCGCUGCGGGACUACCAGGACAAGCUGAAAGCGAUCCAGCUGCGCGAGAAGGGCCUGUCGAAAGCGGAGAUUGCCGAGAAGGUGGGUCGCUCUGAGCACUGGGUCAAGAGGUGGUGGCGUGAGCAUCCCGCCACCCUGGAGAGACCGGUGGGCUCCCGCGACGUGGUGCUCCAGCGCGCGUCCCUGAACUCCUUCCGUGAUCUUGAGAUCAGGCGCGGCUUUGCCAACGACGCCGCGACCUUUGACAGCUUGGUGAAGCAGGUUCCUUGGCGACAAGCCAAAGUGGUCGCCCGAGAUCUGAACACAGGAGAGUUGGGUCUGAGAUACAACGAGAAGGGGGAGAGCUUGAAUGCAGGCCGGCAGGUCGCAGACUACUCGGGCGGCCUGGACUUCCUUGACAAGCUGCUGCAGCGGGUGUUUUCCGAGAUGAACAUCCGCGACCCACAAGCUCGGAUCUUUAUGAAUUUCUACGUGGACGGCAAGGACAAGGUCUCACAACACCGGCACGACUUCUGGACAUGCCUGCUGUCCUUCGGCUCCCCUCGCAUUCUGACUGUGGACGGCAAGCCCAUCCUGAUGCGGGAUGGAGACCUCAUUGUCUUCGGCACGCAAAACCACGGUGUCCCUGUAAUGCCCGACAUCACGGGUGGCCGCGUGUCGUUGGUCAUUUUCUUUUAUCCGGAUGCAGACAACCUGGAGCGCCAAUGGCAGACCAUAACCGAAGAAGACGACGAGGGCAAGUCUACUGUUACCGAUGCCCGGAAUCUCAGCGUUGGCAUCGACAAGCACUUCAAUCCCACUCUGCUUUGGGGUGGAGGGAAGACAGAAACGAAGGGAGCAGACGCCUGUGAUGGCUGCGGGGAUUGCGCCGAGUCCGUGCUGGAGCGAGCACUUGACCCGACUACCGUGAAGAGGGAGCUGCUCAAGAGCCCCAACUCCAACAUGCAGUUCAAUGGUACUCAGCCGAAGCCAGCAGCUGCUGGCGAAGUGAUCAUCUACUCCAUAGCGACUGGCGGGCAGGUUGGAUAUGGGGGCGAGGAAAGGCGUGUGGAGGAGAAGGACUUCUUCAAGUGGCUCACCCACCACGGCGUGACGGCCCUUUGGGAUCUUCGCUUCCCGGUGCCUCGCGCGGGCGAGUGGUCGGAGCCGACGGCACUGAAGCGGGGCUGCGCGGCGAGGUCGGUGGCCUACCGCACGUACCCGUUGGGUCGGCGUGAAGCUGGAGGCUUGAAAGGGCACCUCCUGGCGGAGGAGGGCCGCGACGUACUGGCAAGGCUUGUGGAGGUGGCUCGAGAGGGCCGAACUGCCUUUGCUGUUUCACAGACGGCGCCUUCCCACGGCUCCGCUCGAUGGGAGGUGGCGAACGCUCUGGCAGCGCAGUUCGGCAUUCGGGUGCUGCACAUUCUUCCUGGGAGCCAACUCUGUGAGCACCUCUACGAGGCAGCAGCAGAGUCGCAGGCGCCUGAGGUUCAACAAGCACCGGAAGCUCCCCCUUCGAAAGCUGUUGACGAGGCACCCGCUUCGCAGAAAGACGUCGCCGAUGCGGGCGAAGCGGUCCAAUUCUGCCAGGCUCCUUCCUCAACCGGCGUGCGCAGAAACCGCUGGGGCCGAAAAGCUGGUUGA
Molecule: messenger RNA, 2451 nt
Organism: Symbiodinium natans
Lineage: Eukaryota; Dinophyceae; Suessiales; Symbiodiniaceae
Source: the annotation of a GenBank genome assembly